GAAUGCAGAGAUAAACGGACGCGUUGCGGCACGCAAGAAGCAACUAUAUAAAAUAAUAAAAAACAAAACAACAAUUAACCGUUAAACCGCGAAAGUUUUGAAUAGCAUAAACAAAUUGUUUUCGAGAAUGAUUCAAUUUGAAAUAGAGAUUAAAUUGAAUUGAAUUUUCGCGGCAAAAUGCGAAGGAAUUGAAGGGGAGAAAGCCAGAAGAAGAAUAGCCAGAAGGUGGAGACAAUGUGGCCAAUGAUAACAAAAAUCAUCAUACCAAUGCGGCCACCAAAUCCGCUGAAAGCCAAAACAUUCUCCAAAAAGUGAGAGCAACACAGAAAGACAGACUGGGAGAGUGAUAGAGCGAGAGCGAAGAAGAGAGGGAAGGAGACGGUGCAGGAGCAGGAGAUAGAAAGAAGAAACUCAAGUGCUUGAUCCAAACUAACAACACCAACCCACCAGUCCAGCCGUCUCAUCUCUUUAUCCAUCUAACCAUCCUCAACUCUUACUGUGAAACUACCAAGCACCAAUUCCCAAACUUCAACUCCAGCAGCUCAGCAGAGACACAGAAAGAGACAACUACAGAGUGAGAUAGAGGAGAUGCCGUCGCCAGUGCAUACAUUUUGCUUCUCCUCGGCAGGAUUUAUCGCUUGCUCAGCAAUCGUUCUGCUUUGUAGUUCCGAAGUCCUGUCCAGUUGGGAAGAAUGGUGGACAUACGAUGGUAUAUCCGGACCAAGCUUCUGGGGCCUUAUCAAUCCACAGUGGAAUAUGUGUAAUAAAGGAAGACGGCAAUCGCCAAUCGAUGUGGUGCCCGAUAAAUUGCUAUUCGAUCCAUAUCUGCGACCUCUGCACAUUGAUAAGCAUAAGGUUUCCGGCACACUGCACAAUACAGGUCAAUCACUCGUCUUCCGUGUGGACAAGGACACGAAACAGCAUGUGAAUAUAUCUGGCGGACCGCUAGCAUAUCGCUAUCAAUUUGAGGAGAUUUAUAUACACUAUGGCACGGAGAAUAGUCGUGGCUCGGAACAUUACAUACAGGGCUAUAGUUUUCCUGGUGAGAUACAAAUCUAUGGCUUCAACAAAGAACUCUAUCACAAUAUGUCCGAGGCCCAACACAAGUCCCAGGGCAUUGUGGGUCUAUCGUUGAUGGUGCAAAUUGGUGAGACUCCCAAUCCAGAGUUACGCAUCAUAACAAGCACAUUCAAUAAGGUGCUCUAUCGAGGCUUCUCAACGCCCAUACGUCACAUUUCGGUGAGAUCGCUGUUACCAAAUACAGAUCAUUAUAUCACCUAUGAGGGCUCGACAACACAUCCAGGCUGCUGGGAGAGCACCGUCUGGAUAAUAGUUAAUAAACCCAUCUAUAUCACCAAACAAGAGUUAUAUCAACUCCGACGACUGAUGCAAGGCUCCGAGAGUACACCAAAAGCUCCAUUAGGUAAUAAUGCACGACCCGUGCAAAGUUUACAUCAUAGAACCGUAAGAACGAACAUAGAUUUUAAGCGUAAUAAGAAUCAAAAUGCAUGUCCAUCAAUGUACAAGGAUAUGUACUAUCGUGCGAAUCGCUGGUCACCCGAUACGGGACUUUUGAUACGUUGACAGACAGAAAAUGUAUUGCAAACAAAACUACAAAAGAAACUACAGCAAAUUGAACAGAGCAAAGCAGCAAAGUCCUUUUGAUUUGUUUAAUGCAAACUCAGGAAUCAUUUUAUGGUUUUUUAUUAUCUGCUAAAUAGAAAAAUAAACACUCUUGCCAUAAUUUUUCAUUAGUUUCGAGA
Drosophila willistoni is the source of this 1763-nucleotide messenger RNA. It is a transcript of the gene CARPA, whose product is annotated as carbonic anhydrase-related protein 10. The record is from RefSeq and is a predicted model, not a curated record. Gene Ontology annotation, molecular function: zinc ion binding; carbonate dehydratase activity. NCBI's taxonomy places the organism in Eukaryota, Metazoa, Arthropoda, Insecta, Diptera, Drosophilidae. The transcript has 9 exons. The coding region runs from base 589 to 1584 and encodes 331 amino acids.